AUGUCCACCAUUCCGGCAGUAAUUCAACAUUCCGGGAUUUGGAACGAUGAGAAUCGUUUUGUGAAUUACACAAUAGAUGCAAUAGUUUUCAAAGAUUAUGCAUCGUAUGAGAAUGUAGUUGAUGUAAUAGCGAAACAGGUAGGAAUAGAUACAAGUAACAAAACAAUUAAUAUCAAAUACAUGAUCGAAGGUGAUUCUAUGCCGCUUGAAAUACACAAUGACAUGAGUGUCAGGGUGUAUGUUGAACUGAAGAAAGAUAGUAGGCAGUUUGGGAGUUAUCCUUUGUGUAUUACCACAACUGAUAAGUUGAUUGAAUACAAUGUGUCUAGUGAAAGUGUAGUUGAAGGUGAUUUAACGCAAUUAGAAUACAAUCGUCAAUUACAAGUUAUGAAUACAGAUGAUGCGACAGAAGUGGCAACGUCAAAUUCUGGUCAGCAAAUAGUUGUGUAUAAUGAUUUGAUCAUUUCAAAUCUUAAUCACAAGGAGAUCAUGGUAAAUCAAGUAUACAAUGACAAGGAUACUUUGAAGGCCGUGAUGAAAAAAUAUGCAAUUGACAAUAGGUUUCAGUUCCGUACAGAGAGAUCAAAUUCGAUAAGCUACACCAUUGUAUGUAUAUCAGAACAAUGUGAGUGGAAAAUGAAAGCUUCAAGCAUUAACAAAUCUGCAAUGUUCAAAGUUAGAGAGUUUGUGGACAAACAUACAUGUCCAUUGAAGGAUAAGGUGUGUUCUUGUAUUCAAGCAAGUAGUGGUUUUAUAGCAGGCAUUAUUAAGCCAAAGUUAACAAAUCACAAGAGGAAGUAUACGCCAAAGGAUAUAGUAGAUGAUGUGAAAAAUGAAAUUGGUGUGGAUGUGAAUUACAUAAAGGCUUAUCGUGCUAAAGAAAAGGCUAUGAUCGAGUUGAGGGGAGAGCCAGCAGAUUCCUACAAGAAGUUACCUGGAUAUGUAUACAUCUUGGAUAAAACGUAUCCAGGUAAUAUACUGCCUCUGGCAUAUGGCGUGAUCGAUUCUGAGAACGAUAAGUCUUGGUCAUGGUUCUUUCAACGGUUUAAGGAAGCAUAUGGGGUAAGGGAUAACAUGUGUAUUGUAUAUGAUAGAUAUGAAAGCAUCAUCAAGGUUGUUGCUAGAAUUUAUCCUACUAUUCUGCAUUUAGCAUACAUAUGGCAUCUUUGGAAAAAUGUAUAUAAUAACUAUAGGAAAAGUCAUGAAGUGUUGAGUGGUGUAUACUAUAAAAUGGCAAAAGCAUACACACAGAAUGACUUUGAUAUGCUAAUGCGAAAAGUUGAGAAAGAGGAUAUUCGGGUGAAGGAGUACUUGGAUUCAGUGGGAAGGGCAAAGUGGGCUAGGCUUCAUUGUCCAGUUAACCGAGCAUGGACAUUAACAUCAAAUAUUGCUGAGUCCAUUAAUGCAGCACUGGUAAUUCCAUCAACAGAAUACUUACACACCGUGAUUGAUGAAGGGAGGAGUUUCAUUGUGUGCAUUGAAAAGAAAACUUGUAGUUGCAAAAUCUUCCAAGUUGAUGAGAUUCCCUGCCCCCAUGCUUGGGUUGUUCUUAAGAUGAAAAAUCUCACUGUCGACAGCUACUGCUCAAACUUGUACAAACCAGAAACUGUGAUGAAGACUUAUGAUAUCCCAAUUUAUCCGUUACCGGAUCAGAGUGAGUGGAAUGUGCCUGUAUACAUUUCAGAAGAAGUAGUGUUGCCACCGAGGUACAAGAGACCGCCUGGAAGGCCAAAAAAGAAGCGUGAUAAGUCUUUAUCUGAAUGGUUUUCAAAUUCACGUACAAACUCGUGCAGUAGAUGUGAACAUGCAGGACACAAUAGGCGCUCUUGCAGGAAUGAGCCUAAAAGAAAGUAG
Messenger RNA from Lycium barbarum (goji berry), 1854 nucleotides. RefSeq lists its product as uncharacterized. Lineage: Eukaryota; Viridiplantae; Streptophyta; Magnoliopsida; Solanales; Solanaceae. The coding region runs from base 1 to 1854 and encodes 617 amino acids. The transcript is spliced from 4 exons. Gene Ontology annotation, molecular function: zinc ion binding. The record is from RefSeq and is a predicted model, not a curated record.